AGACUCUACUGCUCCGUACAUACUACUCCAUACCUACACCACAGACCAGACCCUAAUACUGCCAACUUGAUCUCUCUUCUUCACUUCUCUCUCGCAUCGAUCUCUAGAUCUAUAAGACUCAGACCCAAACGCAGGCACAGGCGCAUUCGCGGGGUUUUUUCUUUCUUUUUCUACAUUUAUUUAACCUUUUCUUUGCUUUUUGACUGUUCUAUACCGGACUUUCUUUUUCAGCUUUUUUUUAUUGCUUAUUUCCUCUCUCACUCAUCCAUCCGCAUUGAUCUGUCUGUUUCAGAGACAAAACAACGGCUGAACUGUACUCUUCUGGACAGUUGUCUGUCUUAGGGUUGCUGAUUCUGCAUCCUCAACCCUUAAGAGACAGCAUCAGGAACAGGGUUCAAAAGCAACGAGAAGGAAACACAAGACCGUCGAGAUGGAAACCGCAGAGCCCGUGUCUUACGAAUUCCCCGGGCAUCCAGUGGGCGCCAUGGCUUCUCGUCGUAUUCUCCAUCCUCACAUGAGUUCUAACUACUUCUAUCCUACGACCACCUCUUUUCCUCUGUCAUUCCACUCGUCUUCUACUGCCCCGUACAGCUUUGGUCAUUCUCAGCAUUCUCAGCAUUCUCAACAUCCUCAGCAUCCUCAGCAUCACCCGCCUCCUCCUCUCAGCAACCCUCAUCAGCAUCACCACACGCAGCAGCAACAGCAACCGCAACAGCAACCGCAGCAGCCAACGCUGCCACCAGCGCCAUCUCAACCCCAUACCAGCUCGUACCAACCGCAUUUCUUCGUCCCAGCUCCUCAACAACCACCGCUUCACCCGCAGCCUGUCCGUCUGUCAUCAGAAUCACCGCCGUUUCAGGGCGUUCCCGACAUCCGACCAGCAAAAAAUGCCAUCAAUCAAGUGGGCAAAGACUCAUUGGUAAAGGCCAUUUCUGUGUCUCAACAGACCACUAACGGAGCAGCGUCACAGGACAAGUCUGCCAGCGAGAUCGAUUUCUCUACGAAUGUCGAUGUCCUUAUGAAGGCUAUCCAGUCCCGGGCUAGUUCUGAGCCAACAACGACUCAGCAGUCUUUGCCCCCGUUGCAGCAUUUGACCCACGGGAAUGCCGGUGUUUUCUCUCCUCCGAGUUAUCCUAUGCCUGCGGCGUCGUCUAUGACUCCUCGUGGGGGCUUGAUGGUUGACGAGCCGAUGUCCCGGUCUGGGAAGAGACGAAAGUACACCUGUACGCUUCCGCACUGUGGGAAGAGUUUCGCUCAGAAGACUCAUUUGGAUAUCCAUAUGAGAGCACACACUGGAGACAAGCCUUUUUUCUGCAAGGAACCCGGCUGUGGACAACGAUUCUCGCAACUAGGCAAUUUGAGGACUCACCAACGCCGUCAUACCGGAGAAAAACCCUUCUCGUGUGAUAUCUGCCACAAACGCUUCGCCCAACGAGGCAACGUCCGCGCGCACCAGAUCACCCACAGGGAAGAAAAGCCCUUCAGAUGUCUCUUGGACAACUGCGGAAAGCAGUUCACCCAGCUUGGCAACCUCAAGUCCCACCAAAACAAAUUUCACGCUUCCACCCUUCAGACUCUAACCGCCAAAUUCGCAACCACAGUCGAUGGAGAUUUCAUGAACCCACAAGACCGAGAAUUAUGGGGCUACUUUGCCGCGCUAUACAAGAAUAGUAACAAGGGGAUCAAGGGCCGGGGCAAGGAUCGCAAGAUCUCGCCUUCUUCCAAAUAUUCUUCAUCCGUGUCCUCGGGAAGACGAUUCCAGGCUGAUGACCAUCAUCAGAUGCGUCGGGAGAGCUAUGAGUAUGCCUCUUCGACGUACACCGGGAGCAGUGAUGAGGAUGACAUGGCGCAUUACUAUCUGGCUAGGAGGGAGCAUUAGUGCCCUUCUUACUUUC
Aspergillus glaucus CBS 516.65 is the source of this 1895-nucleotide messenger RNA. RefSeq names its product C2H2-type zinc finger protein. Gene Ontology annotation, cellular component: nucleus. Gene Ontology annotation, molecular function: RNA polymerase II cis-regulatory region sequence-specific DNA binding; DNA-binding transcription factor activity, RNA polymerase II-specific. NCBI's taxonomy places the organism in Eukaryota, Fungi, Ascomycota, Eurotiomycetes, Eurotiales, Aspergillaceae. The transcript has 4 exons. The coding region runs from base 431 to 1879 and encodes 482 amino acids. The record is from RefSeq and is a predicted model, not a curated record. Gene Ontology annotation, biological process: regulation of transcription by RNA polymerase II.